GCUGCCCUUCGUUCCGUCACAAGCAAUGCUCGUCUAGGUACUUGCACUUACAGUGGCUGUCUGCGUGGUGUUGGUGAUCAAAUCACAUCGAUCGCCAUCGCUGAGAGAAUUCAUGCAGUAGGUCGUGGACAUCCUGGGAAACUGACAGAUUUGCCUCACCUGUCGGAGUUCUGAUUGUAAGUAAAUGUACGACGUUGAAUCGUUUGAUGAUUUUUUUUUUUUGUGUUCGACAGCCUUUUUGCAAGGCUAAAUGGUGCUCUGUAAAAAUAUCGAAAAGAAAAAUGUCUUCAAAGUCAACAAGGAACAGGGUAAAUGCUGCCCUGAUCAUCUGCCAGUGCGUUGAAUACUGAUCUUACACUCGUAUUUUUAUCAAAACGAACCACGCUACUGGAAUUCUUUCCGUGGUCUCCUCACCAGUAGCUUAAUGCACCAUGUCGAUCACGUCUUCUAUUUUCGCCCCAACAUCCAUGCUAAGAAAGCAAUUGACCUGACAGGUAGACGUAGACUGACAACAUGAUCACAAUGAUUAAACCAGGACUCUGCAACCCCGUUUACCGAACUUGCAGUGCCGUGGUCGAUGGUGCGUGCUAUGUUUUUUAUACCUGCAUUUACGUAGAGUUCGCGCAGCACUACUACUUGCACUUCCACUUUUACUUCUACUUGCAUCGUCAUGUGCAUGUGGAUAUGGCGAAAAAUAAAAAAAGACAAAAUAUAUCUUUAUUACUCCCAUCUAGAAAAUCAUUUUGUAGCCUAAGUAUUCCUUGCCUGAAUCCCUUCGAGGCGGGAAGGUGUAGUGCACGGCACCGCCUAGCUAUCGGCGUAUAUGCGCAGCACCGUCGUGCUCGUGCUUUUGUUAUUAGGAACGCUGGCGCAUCGGCCCACAGGGUGGGGCCUAUGGAGGUGCUGCUGCUCCACCUGCUCGCACCGUGAAAGCGCGCCCGCGCGCAAUUUCUCGGCGACAAUGGACAGCCGGCUCUCUUUUUUGUUUUCAUGUUUUUGAUUUUGGGGCUUCUGUUUUCGCUGUUCGAAUGCUCGUCAUCUGUGAACACAGAUGACCAAAAAAAUGCCCGCAAAUGCCAAACGCCAUGGCACCCAAAACCGAAAAACCUAGAGUUUUUGAAUUCGUUUUGAAUCAGUUUUCAAGCGGUUGUCACGUCGUGCGCUUCUGAGUUAAGCGAAAAAUAAAAAAAGACAAAAUAUAUCUUUAUUACUCCCAUCGAGAAAAUCAUUUUGUAGCCUCGGGGUCCCUAGCGCCGAGGCCACUACUAAAAUGUCUUUUUCCCUCUUCGUCAUACGGCCCAGGGAAGCCAAAAAGAUGGGCGUCGCCUUCUUCGGUUGAAGGUUCUGCGACUUCAAGUACCGCCCGAUUGCCCGCUGCAGACCAAGAAGCUGCCGGUAGAAUAGAACGUUUUUAAUUCUUCCCGCCUCCCCUUCUAGCGUCACUGCUGAGGACAGGUAACCCGCCGCAGAGGUAAACCCCUGGGCCAAAAGAAAGGCGACAAACUGCCGAAACUCCGCAAUUCCGACUUCCCGGGCCUGCUCCAAACUCCGCAAUUCCAACUCCGCAAAGGAACGGGUCGAACUAUCCGCCCUCAAAAGCACUGCAGCAGCCUGGUAGUAGGAGAGAGAGAUAGGAUAGAAAGGCUGACUUAGCGCGGAGCCUCAAGACCGGCCUAGCUACGCGAGCCCUACACUUAACAUUUCGCACACUGUCGGAUCCCAUUUCCGAUCUAACCGGAGCCACCACGUGGCCGGGCACUAUGAGCGCGUAUUCUUUGUUUUUGAAGACCUUCCUUCAUUUAAGCUAAAGUAGACAGAGCCUCAAGCCAAUAAAAACAAAUACUCGACUGCCGCGCAGUUGGAGCAUGAGGAGAACCUUCUUCCAGAGACUUCCCUGUCUCUACGGAGACAUGGAUCGAAGCACCUAAAAGAGUAAAUCGUAGCAACCUAUUGUGGCCUCGCUGGCCCUAAAUCACAAUGGCUCUCGCGCCCACGCUAAACUGCCCCCGCUGGGGCCACCCUCUAUGGUGAGAAAAAACGUAAAACUCCCCCCGCUGGGGGAUUUACCAAGAUCAACGCCCCGGAAGAACGACAGAGAGAGCCGAAUGGCGGGGGGCAGGCAGCUCAACGAGCUAGAGGGAUCGAUGACGAGAAGUGCGUGGCGAGAACUCUGAGAGGUAGGAAAGGAGUAGAGAGAAGAGAGGAGAAGAGAAGAGUAGCAGAGAAGUACUAGGGAGUAGUAGUAGAGAUUAGUAGAUACAAGUAGUUUGUCUUUUCAAUAGUUGAUGCUAUUUUUCUAAACGUUGAGCUUUUUUUGAAUAGUUGAGAUUUCACCUUGUCAACCAAAUAUAUUUUUACUCCCAUCUUCGAGAAAAUCAUUUUGUAGCCUCUGCACGCAAGCGCUUUGCCUUUU
Messenger RNA from Amoebophrya sp. A120, 2413 nucleotides. NCBI's taxonomy places the organism in Eukaryota, Dinophyceae, Syndiniales, Amoebophryaceae. The record is from the annotation of a GenBank genome assembly.